Messenger RNA from Mus musculus (house mouse), 1722 nucleotides. RefSeq names its product acidic nuclear phosphoprotein 32 family member B (gene Anp32b). Lineage: Eukaryota; Metazoa; Chordata; Mammalia; Rodentia; Muridae. Gene Ontology annotation, cellular component: nucleus. Bases 613 to 1344 code for a protein of 243 amino acids. The record is from RefSeq and is a predicted model, not a curated record. The transcript has 7 exons.
UCAAGCCUAAAAAAAUCCAACUUUGCCCCUCCUUUGCCCGGCUCGCCUUCGCCCUCGGCCUUGCCCACGCGGGCUCCCCGGGCCAGCCGGCCCGGCACCGUCACCGCCGCGGUGGCUUCGCCCUCCCCCGCGCCGCCGCCCGGGGCCUUGCCCGAGAGGGAGGCCGGCCCCUCGGUGUGGGCGGCCGGCGGCUCCGCGCGCCAGCCGGGGCGCGCCACAGCGCCAUGUUGGCGGGCGCCGUCUUCCUCCGCCGGGUGAGCCGGCCGCCCUCGCGCUGCCUGUCGGUCCCCGGGCUGCCCCCGCCCCGCGGGGCUCGUCUCCGCGCGCACUGGAAGCGCGGCGCUCGGCCACCGCCGCCUCGUCCCCUCGCGGGCGCCCUCCCCCUUCUUAAAAGGGCAACGGUGGCCGACGCGGGGCUGGGGCGGCCUGGGCCCCGCACGUGCUCCACGCGGCGGCCUCUGCGGCCGGCUGUGCGCAGGCCGCGGGCCCGACGCCGCUCUCGUGCGCUGCGGCGCGCGUGGGCUCGACCCUGGGCCCACGAGGUCGAGCGGGACAGGCGGCCUGGGCUGGCGCCCUCAGGUUCGAGAACUUGUCUUGGACAAUUGCAAAGCAAUGGAUGGAAAAAUUGAGGGGUUAACAGAUGAAUUUGUGAACUUAGAGUUCCUCAGUUUAAUAAGUGUAGGCUUGUUUUCAGUUUCAGACCUCCCGAAGCUACCUAAGUUGAAAAAGCUUGAGCUCAGUGAAAAUAGAAUCUUCGGAGGUCUGGACAGACUAGCAGAAGAACUUCCAAGCCUCACACAUCUGAACCUAAGUGGCAAUAACCUGAAAGAUAUCAGCACCUUGGAGCCGUUGAAAAGGUUGGAUUGUCUGAAAAGCCUGGAUCUGUUUGGCUGUGAGGUCACUAACCGGAGUGAUUACCGAGAAACUGUCUUCAGGCUCCUGCCCCAGCUGUCCUAUCUGGAUGGCUAUGACCGAGAGGACCAGGAAGCACCUGACUCAGAUGUGGAGGUGGAUAGUGUAGAGGAAGCCCCCGACUCAGAUGGAGAGGUGGAUGGUGUGGACAAAGAGGAAGAGGAUGAAGAAGGAGAGGAUGAAGAGGAAGAGGAAGAUGAGGAUGGUGAGGAAGAAGAAGAUGAAGACGAAGAAGAUGAGGAUGAAGAUGAGGAUGUAGAAGGAGAAGAUGAUGAGGAUGAAGUCAGCGGGGAGGAAGAAGAAUUUGGACAUGAUGGGGAAGUUGAUGAAGAUGAAGAAGAUGAGGAUGAAGAUGAGGAUGAAGAGGAGGAAGAAAGUGGGAAGGGUGAAAAGAGAAAGAGAGAAACAGAUGACGAAGGAGAAGAUGAUUAAGACCCGAAACAACCUGCAAGAAACAGAACUGUUGAGUAUUGGUUGGACUGCUCAUGGAUUUGGUAGCUGUUUUAAAAAGGUAGCUGUGAUACAAGCCCCAGGACACCCCCACCCAAAGAGCCAAAGAAUAGUUCCCGCGACAUUCCGCCUUCCUCCGUUAGCCCCUUGGUAAUCCACCACCAAGCCUGGGGACUUCGCCCCAACAAAAUUGUAAACGUUGUUAGGUUUUCGUGUAAGACUCUUGCUGUAUCGUGACAGCUGUGAUUGGUGAGUUGACCGUCCUGGCUGCCAGUUACACUGCGAUUGUAACAACAUUUUUACUUUCUGUACAACAAGGAAAAGCUUUGUAAAUAAAAUCUUAACAUUUUGGGUCUGUUU